Messenger RNA from Sturnus vulgaris (Common starling), 3350 nucleotides. It is a transcript of the gene MYO1D, whose product is annotated as myosin ID. The record is from RefSeq and is a predicted model, not a curated record. NCBI's taxonomy places the organism in Eukaryota, Metazoa, Chordata, Aves, Passeriformes, Sturnidae. Gene Ontology annotation, cellular component: plasma membrane; myosin complex; microvillus. Gene Ontology annotation, molecular function: ATP binding; microfilament motor activity; actin filament binding. Gene Ontology annotation, biological process: endocytosis; actin filament-based movement; actin filament organization.
UCCCAGUCCUAGUCCUGUCUCGAUCCCGCUCCUUGCCCGGCCUCCAUCCCGGUCCCGGCCGUCCCAGUGGCCGUCAUGGCGGAGCAGGAGAGUUUGGAGUUCGGCAAAGCCGACUUCGUGCUGAUGGACGCCGUCACCAUGCCCGAGUUCAUGGCGAACCUCCGGCUGCGGUUCGAGAAGGGCCGGAUUUACACCUUCAUCGGGGAGGUGGUUGUUUCCAUGAAUCCUUACAAGAACCUCAACAUCUACGGGCGGGACAUGAUCGAGCAGUACAAGGGCAGGGAGCUCUAUGAGAGGCCUCCCCACCUGUUCGCUAUCGCCGAUGCUGCUUACAAAGCCAUGAAGAGACGAUCCAAAGACACCUGCAUUGUCAUCUCCGGUGAAAGCGGGGCUGGGAAAACUGAGGCCAGUAAAUACAUAAUGCAGUACAUAGCAGCCAUCACCAACCCCGGGCAGAGGGCUGAGGUGGAGAGAGUGAAGAACAUCCUGCUGAAAUCCAACUGUGUGUUGGAGGCCUUUGGCAAUGCCAAAACAAACCGCAACGACAAUUCCAGCCGCUUCGGAAAGUACAUGGACAUCAACUUUGAUUUCAAGGGAGACCCCAUAGGUGGGCACAUCAAUAAUUACCUGCUAGAAAAGUCCCGUGUGAUUGUGCAGCAGCCUGGGGAACGAAGCUUCCACUCCUUCUACCAGCUCCUGCAAGGAGGCUCUGAGCAGCUCCUGCGUUCUCUGCACCUCCAGAAGGAUGCAUCAGCCUACAGCUACAUCUGCCCUGGGGCACAGCUCAAGUGUUCCAUCAAUGAUGGGGCGGAGUUCAAGGCAGUUGCUGAUGCCAUGAAGGUGAUUGGCUUCAAGCAGGAGGAGAUCCAGACUGUCUACAAAAUCGUGGCAGCCAUUCUGCACCUGGGGAACCUGAAGUUCUAUGUGGAUGGAGACACUCCCAUCAUCGAGAACAGCAAGGUGGUGUCGGUCAUAGCUGACCUCCUGUCCACCAAGGCCGAGCUGGUGGAGAAGGCUCUGCUGUUCCGGACAGUGGCCACGGGCAGGGACGUCAUCGACAAACAGCACACGGAGCAGGAGGCCACCUAUGGCAGAGACGCCUUUGCAAAGGCCAUUUACGAGCGUCUCUUCUGCUGGAUUGUGACACACAUCAACGAUGUCAUCGAGGUGAAGAACUACGACACCACAGUGCAUGGCAAGAACACAGUCAUUGGGGUCCUGGAUAUCUAUGGCUUCGAGAUAUUUGACAAUAACAGUUUUGAACAAUUCUGCAUUAAUUACUGCAAUGAGAAGCUGCAGCAGCUCUUCAUUCAGCUGGUUCUGAAGCAGGAGCAGGAGGAGUACCAGCGAGAGGGAAUUCCCUGGAAGCAUAUUGAUUACUUCAACAACCAGGUUAUUGUGGACCUGGUGGAGCAGCAGCACAAAGGGAUCAUUGCCAUUCUGGAUGAUGCCUGCAUGAAUGUGGGGAAAGUCACAGAUGAGAUGUUCCUUGAUGCCCUCAACAACAAACUGGGGAAGCACGCACACUUCUCCAGCAGGAAGCUUUGUGCCACAGACAAAACGCUGGAGUUCGACAGAGACUUCCGGAUCAAGCACUAUGCUGGAGAUGUGAUUUACUCAGUCACUGGAUUUAUUGACAAAAACAAGGACACUUUAUUUCAAGACUUCAAACGCCUCAUGUACAACAGCUCCAACCCUGUGUUGAAGAUGAUGUGGCCUGAAGGGAAACUGAGCAUCACUGAGGUCACCAAGAGACCUCUGACAGCAGCUACUCUGUUCAAGAACUCCAUGAUUGCACUGGUGGACAACCUGACACUGAAGGAGCCCUACUACGUGCGCUGCAUCAAGCCCAACGACAAGAAGUCACCGCAGGUGUUCGAUGAGGAGCGGUGCCGGCACCAGGUCGAGUACCUGGGGCUGCUGGAGAACGUGCGCGUGCGCCGCGCCGGCUUCGCCUACCGCCAGACCUACGAGAAAUUCCUGCACAGGUACAAGAUGAUCUCUGAAUUCACUUGGCCCAACCAUGACCUGCCCUCAGACAAGGAUGCUGUGAGGAAGCUCAUCGAGUGCCACGGCUUCCAGCACGACGUGGCCUACGGCAAGACCAAGCUGUUCAUCCGCACGCCCCGGACUCUGUUCACCCUGGAGGAGCUGCAUGCCAAGAUGCUCGUCAGGAUCGUCCUCUUCCUGCAGAAGGUGUGGAGGGGCACCCUGGCCCGGCUGCGCUACCGGCGGACGCGGGCGGCUCUGACCAUCGUGCGGCACUACCGGCGCCACAAGGUGCGCGCGUACCUGCGCGAGGUCGUGCGGCGCUUCCGCGACGUGCGGCUGCUGCCCGACCGCGGCCGCAGCAUCCCCUGGCCCGCCCCGCCCAAGGUGCUGCACCGCUUCGAGGAGGCUCUGCAGGACAUCUACCACAGGUGGAGAGCGGCCGAGCUGAUCCGGAGCGUGCCCCCAGAAGUUCUGCCUCAGCUGAGGGCCAAGGUCGCUGCCAUGGAGCUGCUGAAGGGCCACAGGGCUGACAUUGGCCUCCAGAGAGCCUGGCUGGGCAACUACAUUGCACUGAAACCAGACAGCCCCCAGAGCUCGGGCUCCUUCACCCCUGUUGCCAACGAGCUCAAGCGCAAGGACAAGUACAUGAAGAUCCUUUUCUCCUGCCACGUGCGCAAGGUGAAUCGCUUUAACAAGGUGGAGGACAGGGCCAUUUUCAUCACUGACAGACACCUGUACAAGAUGGACCCCAUGAAGCAGUACAAGGUGAUGAAGACCAUCCCCCUCUAUAAUCUGGUGGGGCUGAGUGUCUCCAAUGGGAAGGACCAGCUCGUGGUGUUUCACACCAAGGACAACAAGGAUCUCAUUGUUUGUCUCUUCAGUAACGACCCCUCCAACGACAGCAGGAUCGGGGAGCUCGUGGGAGUCCUGGCCAGUCACUUCAAGAGGGAGAAGCGCUCUCUGCACGUCACUGUCACCAACCCGGUGCAGUGCAGCCUGCACGGCAGGAAAUGCACCGUGUCCGUGGAGACCAAGAUCAACCAAUCCCAACCGGAUUUCACCAAGCACCGCUCCGGCUUCGUCCUCUGCGUGCCGGGCAAUUAACGGCCCCUCCCCUCGGACCGGGCUGGGCUCACCCUCCCCACCUGGGACUCGCCGGGAUUCGUCGGGAGAUGCUCGGCAGCGACCCGCCAGGUGCCUAAAGCAGCCUCUGAAGCUCAAGGUUUAGAAAACCCAAAUACUGGGGGUUUAGAAAAGCCAAAUUCACACGGAAUGAAGGCUUAAAAUAGCCAGUGACCUGUUCUCCAUCUUACAAACCAGGCUGGAAUAUCAGGAAAGUGCUUCCUUUGGAAUUAGUC